GGUCUCAUCACAUCUCCAAAGAAACCAGCCAUGGGAGCGACCGGAGAGGUGGCGGCGGCUGCUGCUUCGUCUUCUCCGCUCCACCUCGUGGUGUUCCCAUGGCUGGCCUUCGGCCACAUGAUCCCGUUCCUCGAGCUCUCCAAGCGGCUGGCCAGGCGCGGCCUCGCCGUCACCUUCGUGUCCACGCCGAGGAACGCCGCGAGGCUGGCCGCGGUCCCUCCGGCGCUGUCCGCCCACCUGCGCGUCGUGUCGCUCGACCUCCCGGCCGUCGACGGCCUGCCGGAGGGCGCCGAGUCGACGGCCGACGUGCCGCCGGAGAUGGUGGGCCUCCUCAAGAAGGCGUUCGAUGGCCUCGCCGCGCCCUUCGCCGACCUUGUCGCGAAGGCCUGUGCAGACGGGGAAUCCGCCGCCGCUGCCACCGCCACCGGGUUCUCGAGGAAGCCGGACUGGAUCAUACUCGACUUCGCGCAGAACUGGAUAUGGCCGAUCGCCGAGAAGCACGAAAUCCCGUGCGCCAUGUUCUCCAUCUUCCCGGCGGCGAUGUUGGCCUUCGCCGGCGGAAGAGAACACAACCUGGCUCACCCACGCACCGCGCCGGAGGACUGCAUGGUCCAGCCGCCAUGGAUCCCUUUCCCGUCCAACGUCGCCUUCCGGCGGCGCCACCUAGCGGAGUGGAUAGCCGCCAUCUUCCGGCCAAACGCCUCCGGCGUGUCCGACGCCGACCGCUUCUGGGAGAUGGAGCGCAACUGCUGCCGCCUCAUCAUCCACCGCAGCUGCCCCGAAGCGGAGCCGCAGCUGUUCCCGCUCCUCACCGAGCUCUUCGCCAAGCCAUCCGUAGCUGCCGGCGUCCUCAUGCCCACCGACGAUGACGUCGCCAGCAGCACGUCGUCCGACCACGAGCACUCUUUCGCGCCGGCGAUGCAGUGGCUGGAGAAGCAGCCGGAGAAGUCCGUCAUCUACGUCGCGCUCGGGAGCGAGGCGCCGCUGACGGCGGACCACGUGCGCGAGCUCGCGCUCGGGCUGGAGCUCGCCGGCGUGCGCUUCCUCUGGGCGCUCGGCGGCGGCGCGCCCCUCCUCCCCGACGGGUUCGAGCGACGCGUCGCCGCGCGCGGCGUGGUGUGCGCGCGGUGGGUGCCGCAGCUGCGCGUGCUGGCGCACCGCGCGGUGGGCGGCUUCCUGACGCACUGCGGCUGGAGCUCCAUCUUCGAGAGCCUCCGGUUCGCGCUCCCGCUGGUGAUGCUGCCGCUCUUCGCCGACCAGGGGCUGGGCGUGCAGGCGCUGCCGGCGAGGGAGAUCGGCGUCGAGGUGGAGUGGAGCGACGACGGGUCGUCGUUCCACCGGAGCGCCGUCGCGGCGGCCGUGCGGCAGGUGAUGCUGGAGGAGAAGGGGAAGGAGCUGGCCCGCAGGGCGGAGGAGCUGCGCGGCGUUCUUGGAGACGAGGCGCGGCAGGAUGCGUACCUCGACGAGCUUGUUGGCUACUUGCAACGCUACAAAUAACAGUUUGAUCACCGUGCUGCGUAUUCUAAAUUCUCGAGGAGACGUUCUUUCGUCUCGUCUAUUGUAUCUUAUCUAAACUAUUAUAAUAAAAUUUAAAUAAAGUAGAUGAUAUUGUCUCGCGGGUUUAGAAUUGUUUACAUAUGGCUUACUUUUUAAAGUGCAAUGAGAAUUAAUCCCAUAAAUUUCUGUAUAUUUGGGAUGUUGUGUACUCUGUCGAUAACAUGUUAUCUUGUUGCCUAAGGGAAAGGAACUGCAGUUUAG
Messenger RNA from Oryza brachyantha (malo sina), 1758 nucleotides. RefSeq names its product UDP-glycosyltransferase 91C1-like. The record is from RefSeq and is a predicted model, not a curated record. NCBI's taxonomy places the organism in Eukaryota, Viridiplantae, Streptophyta, Magnoliopsida, Poales, Poaceae. Gene Ontology annotation, molecular function: UDP-glycosyltransferase activity. The transcript is spliced from 2 exons. The coding region runs from base 31 to 1497 and encodes 488 amino acids.